AUGAGAUUAACAAACAUUAUAUUAUCAUCAAUUGCUUUAGCAAUUUAUGGUUCUGCAUUACCAAUUCCAAUUCCAGGAUCAGAAGCAACAGACAAUAUUGAAGUACCAUCAAACUUGUUGAAUAAAACUUUUAAUAUUAUCUUACCAGUUGAAAAAUCAAAUACACCAGGUCCAUAUCCAAAUCCAAAUCCAAAUCCAUCAAACUUAUUGAAUAAUACUUUUAAUAUUAAGUUACCUCAAGAUGUUUCUAAAAAACCAGUUUCAAAUACCGCUGAUGUUGAGUUUCCAAAGAACUUGUUGAAUAACACUUUUAAUAUUAAAUUACCAACAGAAAAGCAAGACAUUGAGAUACCAAAAAAUCUUUUGAAUCAAACGUUUAAUAUUAAAUUACCAGUUGAUACACAAGGGUCAUCAGAAUCAGAAUCAGAUGAACAUCCUUCAAACUUAUUAAACACCACUUUCAACGUUGAUAUUUCUUCAGAAAAUCCGCCUAAUCUAUUUAACAAGACUUUUAAUAUCAAAUUACCAACAAUACCGAUUGAUAACCAUGAAGCUUUAGACAUUGGAGCCAAUGGCAUAUAUGACCAGCAUACUAUUUAUGCUUUUUAUGACCUUCGAGAUGUUGGAUUGAUCGAAAAUGAUUCUUCAUAUGAUAUUUCAAGCUUGAAAGCUGCAAAUGAAACUGGAUUAUCAAUUAUUCAACAGGCGUUAGCUUCUGAUAGUUAUGCAUAUGGAAAAGUUCGUGCCGCUGAUGCCCAUACAAGCCCAUCCAUUAUUAAAAUUGCUCUUUUAAAUGAUCAAAAUGAUUAUUUAGUUGUCAAUGAUGGAAUAUCUAACCAAGAGAAUAAUGAUGAGGGAACUCCUUCAAUUUUAUCAUCUGAUGGAUUGAGUAUAAAAGAUAAAUUGUUGAAUACUGAAGGUUGGUCAAGAGUUGAAAUACCCGAAGUUGAUAGUUAUGUUCAUGCCACUUACUUGGUUGUGUACAAUCCUACACAACAUGAAAUUGAUAGUGUCCUUGAGCAUGUCACUAUACCAUACGUUGAUAACCCUUGA
Molecule: messenger RNA, 1053 nt
Organism: Hansenula ciferrii
Lineage: Eukaryota; Fungi; Ascomycota; Saccharomycetes; Phaffomycetales; Wickerhamomycetaceae
Exons: 1
Coding region: 1-1053 (350 amino acids)
Source: RefSeq, a predicted model, not a curated record